GAAGACGUAUUAUUUGUAGAUCCCCGGUCUCUGUGAAUCAUUGCGCUAUUUGCCGAGUGUUGUCGAGUAAACACUCGAAGUGGGGAAUAAAUGCGCCGGAUUGCUCCCGCCUUAUUGUUUAACACCUCGUGCAUCUACGCGGACAGACCGAGGCGUUCGGAUUUGUUUGUCGGCCGAUUUCGUGCGCCGUUUAAAAAAAGAAAAGAACAAGAUGUUCGCCUGAUUGCGUUGAUGUGGACGCUGAGAACGGGGAAUAAGCACUGUCACGCGAACGAAUGUCUUGUGGAUUUGCUAGACGAAGACAGAUUAACGUCCUGUGCUGUUUCUGUCAGGUGGUCUUUCGUGUUCCGAUUCUCCAUGUCCGAGACAUGAAUGGAUGGAGAUUCUAAAUUAUUGACAAGUUGUGCAUACUGCAUCUCGUGUAUGGAUUUGCUGUGCAGUAAACCAGAACAACUCUAAUGGAUUUGCAUUUAAGAUCACUUAUCUGUGCCGUAGAUUUGUGGCAAUAGGGGAUCGGUAGAAGACUGUUGAACGUCUAUAGCAUGGCACUGCUAGACGUGCACGUCGUGUGUUCGGAAUACCUGGCAGCAACUGACAGGAUCAGCGCAUCUCUCGAAACACUGAAACGGGAACUGACCGCUAUGAGGGAACAAGAUGUCCGCCUUCUGAAGCAGCUGAUCCACAUCAACGAGACUAUCAGACGGAUGAGCAGCAGCCGAGAGCUGGGGCGUGUCAAGUCUAUGUCGUGCUGCCAGCAAGUGAACGGGUGCGUCACUCUGCCGAGGAGGAAACCACCGCUGAUAAGACAAUGUAGUGAACCGCAGUUCCUCACAGAGUAUCUGCAUAACCCUAGUCUCUUGACCGGGUCCACGUCUAGUCAAGAAACACUCGGAUCCCAAGAUGACGUCAGUUCCGGCGGUGAAAUGGACGACAGCUACUCGCCUUCGUUUCGUCGUUUAAUGUUUCGUUUAAGGCCCAAAUCGUUCUCCGUUUUGUCCACAGCGUAUUUGCCAUCUGACGAACUGAAAGGCGGGGACUCGUUCUAUGACGAAAUACUACGACGAAACAUUAAGCUGUGGAAGUGGAGUAAGUCACAGGACACGUCCAGAGACUCCAUGGAUUCUGUGUUCGAGGAAGAAAUGGCGGCUUUGUUAGAGGCGGAGAUCGAGAGAUAGCAAAAUAGACCUACUGUGAUCAUGGGCAGCGUUAGAGGAAGGAACAUUGGACAUUUAUCAGAAAAUUCCUCGAGGGUCUACAUUUUAUAGUCAUGCGGAAAAUCUUCAAAAGCGCCCUAGAAAACACUUUUGAUGGCAUGUUUUAAGGGCUUCGCAAAUGUUAUAUUGGGUGAUGCUUGGUUUUUACUACCUUUUAAUAAACGUUUUUAAACCAAAAUCAUCUGUUUGUCAAAUCAAAACCCCAAAGAGGCUUGGUGACUUCUGCAUGGGAUUUUCAAUAACUCCCAAGGCCACCCUUAAAGGGACACACCCUAGUUACGUUUAUUUGUUAACCAUUACGGCGUUGUUUUUCGCUAUUAAACCCCAUUUUUCACAAAUAAAAUUGCACUUUACUUACAUUUUAUUAUUUAGAAUACAC
Messenger RNA from Gigantopelta aegis, 1593 nucleotides. RefSeq lists its product as uncharacterized. NCBI's taxonomy places the organism in Eukaryota, Metazoa, Mollusca, Gastropoda, Neomphalida, Peltospiridae. The record is from RefSeq and is a predicted model, not a curated record. The transcript is spliced from 3 exons. The coding region runs from base 543 to 1175 and encodes 210 amino acids.